Messenger RNA from Lepisosteus oculatus (spotted gar), 1984 nucleotides. It is a transcript of the gene slc30a8, whose product is annotated as solute carrier family 30 member 8. Gene Ontology annotation, biological process: response to glucose; insulin secretion; response to zinc ion. Gene Ontology annotation, molecular function: zinc ion transmembrane transporter activity. Gene Ontology annotation, cellular component: plasma membrane. The record is from RefSeq and is a predicted model, not a curated record. NCBI's taxonomy places the organism in Eukaryota, Metazoa, Chordata, Actinopteri, Semionotiformes, Lepisosteidae.
UACGUUUCAAAUCUAUUUCUGGAAGAUUCACGUCUAGAUGUUGUGCACUGACAGUAUCUUUAAUAACGAUUAUUGAAACAGUUUUUUUCUCCUUCUCUGAAAACUUUCAAUGGGUUUCGAAAGGUGCUGAGAGCAGACUAAAUUUUGCACACGGUCCAGAGUCACAAGGCUUCAAAUAUCAGUGCUUGGUUCUUAAAACAUUAAACUGGAGCUGAGGAUUAAGAUGCUGAAGAAUGAACGACACCUUAAAAGUUAAAAAAAUAGUAAAAUAUACUCAAUUUUUUCGAUAAACAUAAAGGGACAAAAUUGGCAACCAAAAAAGCAAACAAGCAAGGUUAAGUGGAUUAUUAAAACGUUACUAAUAGCAAUUAAAUUUAUAUAGAGCGCAUUGUUCAGAGGAUCCUCACAAUGUUUAAAAAAGAUCCAGAAAGAUAUCACCUGGUGACUGAAAAACAAGACAAUAUGUACACCCUGAGUUUGGGAAGCAUGGCCAGUGAAAACUUUGAGAAAGGACUGUGUGGCAAGACUGACCUUGACUAUAACCACUGCCACGACAAGAGCCGAGCUUUGGAAGACAGAGAGAGGGAGAAAAAACAGGCCAGGAGGAGGCUCUACAUUGUCUCUGUGAUCUGCCUGGUUUUUAUGAUUGGUGAAAUUGCUGGUGGGUAUUUUGCUGGGAGUCUGGCUGUGAUGACUGAUGCAGCGCAUCUCCUUGUUGACUUCACUUCCUUCAUGAUUAGUCUCUGCUCCUUAUGGCUCUCCUCCAGGCCAGCCACAAAGAAGCUCAAUUACGGGUGGCACCGAGCAGAAAUCCUGGGUGCCUUGCUCUCUGUUUUUACAAUCUGGCUUGUGACUGGUGUGCUGGUGUACCUGGCCUGUGAAAGGCUGUUAACUGGGGACUAUACUAUUGAGGGCAAUGUUAUGCUCAUCACCUCAGGCUGUGCUGUUGUAGCCAACAUCAUAAUGGGAUUAACGUUACACCAGUCUGGGCACGGGCACAGCCAUGGAGGUCUCGACGGCAGCAGACACAACCACGCAGCCCAGGAAGAAAGUCCAGACAGCGAGCCGCGGGCCAACGCCAGUGUCCGAGCGGCCUUUGUCCACGUGGUGGGGGACCUGCUGCAGAGUGUCAGCGUGCUCAUCAGCGCUGUCGUCAUCUUUUUUAAGCCUGAAUAUAAAAUAGCAGAUCCUAUCUGCACUUUUCUUUUUUCCCUGUUUGUGCUGGGCACCACUAUGACCAUUUUACGAGACAUCUUAGUGGUUUUAAUGGAAGGUACACCAGCAGGUGUGGAUUAUAACGCAGUGAGAGACAGGAUUGUGACAGUGAAAGGAGUUAAAGCCAUUCACAACCUGCAUAUCUGGGCUCUCACAAUGAAUCAGGUUGUGUUGUCAGCUCAUGUUGCCAUAGAUGGCACAGUGGAUCCUCAGCUGACUCUUAAGGAAAUCACCCAGACCUGUUUCGACAGUUUUAAUUGCCACUCUGUUACCAUUCAAGUGGAGCAACACUCAGAUCAGAAACCAGACUGCGUACUGUGCCAGGAUCCCCAAAACUAGCCCCUCAUUAAUUGCAUAGCGAGACGAAGUGGAGCUUGGACUGAACAUAUUUGUUUAAUAUAAUUUGCAUUAUAUAUACACUUUAAUCUCCAUAAUUAUUUCCAAUAUGAAUUGGUAAUUAAUAAAUAAGUGUCAUAAAACCUGGAUGCUAAAUGAGAGGUGACAGUGUAAAUACAAAAUAUCUAUGAUGGUGGUGAUUUGUGAUACACCUUUUUGGUCAUAAGCAUUCUUCAGUUAAUAGGAAGCUGUUUGCCUCCCUGUCAUCUGUAUUCACAGCAUGUCGCAUAUUAAUGCAGAUCAGAGCACAUCAGAGCAUAGGGUAGAGAGCAGUGGUUCCUAAACCUCUUCAGCUUAUGAAACAAUUUUAACCUCCCAAACACCUUGUGGUUGAUUUAAAAAAAAAUAAAAUUAAAAUUUUAUUUUAAAAUAU